This is a messenger RNA of Monoraphidium neglectum, 444 nucleotides long. RefSeq names its product peptidyl-prolyl cis-trans isomerase-like 1. Gene Ontology annotation, molecular function: peptidyl-prolyl cis-trans isomerase activity. The coding region runs from base 1 to 444 and encodes 147 amino acids. The transcript has 3 exons. The record is from RefSeq and is a predicted model, not a curated record. Lineage: Eukaryota; Viridiplantae; Chlorophyta; Chlorophyceae; Sphaeropleales; Selenastraceae. Gene Ontology annotation, cellular component: catalytic step 2 spliceosome. Gene Ontology annotation, biological process: protein peptidyl-prolyl isomerization; protein folding.
AUGGGCAGUUUCACUGUCGAGCUCUAUUACAAGCACGCGCCAAAGUCGGUAGACAACUUUGUGAAGCUGGCUGACAAGGGCUACUACGACGGCACCAUAUUCCACAGAAUCAUACGCGAUUUCAUGAUACAGGGCGGCGACCCGACGGGCACCGGCCGCGGCGGCGAGUCCAUCUAUGGCAGCAAAUUCGAGGACGAGAUCACGCGGGAGCUGAAGCACACGGGCGCGGGCAUCCUGUCAAUGGCCAAUGCGGGGCCCAACACCAACGGGUCGCAGUUCUUCAUCACGCUCGGGCCAACCCCGUGGCUGGACGGCAAACACACCAUCUUUGGGCGCGUGUGCGGCGGUAUGGGCGUCAUCAAGCGGCUGGGCAACGUCCAGACGGACGCGACCGACAAGCCGACGACGGACGUCAAAAUCUUGCGGGCGCGGAGCGUUGAUUGA